UACCUUUAGUUCAGUCAGCCCCGGGUCAGUAUCAAAAAUCGUGCUGUGACUGUUCGGGCGAGUUAUAAAACUAUGAGUAAAUUUCCAGAAGUUGUGGCUGCUGCGUACAAAUCGGUGCUCCCUGGCAAACAGAUCGCCGUUCCCGAGGACGAAAUCUAGUAACCAAAUCUAGAAACUGAACCACCGGAUCGGUGCAGGCGAGCAAGAUGGUGGAGUUCGGCUUCGACCUGAAGCACCUCUUUCCGCAGCCCAUCAUCCGGGUGCAGGCGGACGCGCUGCGUCCCAAGCUCCUAGCUCGGCACCCCGUCCUUCCGUACAUCCCCCAACAGCGCCAGCGGGGAUCGGGCCAGCCGGCGCCGGCGGUGGGGUCCAGCUGCGAACUGAGCCAGAUCCUGGACGUGAUGGGCCAGCUGUCGGCGGUGGCCCAGGGGCUGCGCCACCCGGUGACCACCGCCGCCAAGCUGACGCCCGACCAGGUGGUCUACCUGAUGGCCGACAAGGAUGCGGCCGGGCGCUGGACCGUUGCCGGCCUGCUCAAGGUCGGCACCAAGGACCUCUUUGUGUUCGACAACAAGGGCUCGUGCCGGCGGGCAGAUCAAACGCCGGCCAUCUUGGACUUCUAUGUCCACGAGUCGCGCCAGCGCCGCGGCCUGGGCAAGCAGCUGUUCCAGCGGAUGCUGGACGAGCAGGGCUGGACGGCGGGCAAGUGCUCGGUGGACCGGCCCUCCGACAAGCUGCUCGCCUUCCUGGACAAGCACUACGGCCUGGUGAGCACCAUACCCCAGGGCAACAACUUUGUGCUCUACGAGGGCUUCUUCGAGAAUCCGCACGCCAAGAUCCUGUCGGCGCGCAGCCGGCUGCCGGGCGGCCCGAUGCGCAGCCAGAGUCAGGGUCACCACCUGCGCCAGACCCAGACGCACAUGCAGACGCAGCAGCAGACGCAGCAGCAGCCGCAGGGACUGGCAGCUGGGCAGGCCGUCAAUCCCAGGCACUACAGAAGGGACAUCGCCGGUCAGGGGCCGGGCUCGAGCCUGGGACACCAUCUGACCGCAUCGCUCCACAGGCGUGCCCCCUGGGAGACGCCGCGCAACUUCAACAGCAUGCACUAGAUACAGGCCACCAGGGGCCAGAGAGCCAACCACUAGGUGUACCCGUACCCGUUCCCGUACCCCCUAACUGUCAGCCUACUCCCUGGAGAGCUCACGCUCGACUCGUUGCCACUUGGGGCACUCAUCGCACACAAAAUUGCUAGUUUAUGUUCAAAUUUGAGAGGUUCCUCACUGUUUUACCAUUCAACCAUGCAGAAAAAAAAACUAAACAUAUCCACAUUUCAAGGUUUUACCAAAUAAAUGAUAUUAUGUAGGCGCA
Drosophila biarmipes is the source of this 1368-nucleotide messenger RNA. Its product is annotated as alpha-tubulin N-acetyltransferase 2. The record is from RefSeq and is a predicted model, not a curated record. Gene Ontology annotation, molecular function: tubulin N-acetyltransferase activity. Gene Ontology annotation, cellular component: microtubule. Lineage: Eukaryota; Metazoa; Arthropoda; Insecta; Diptera; Drosophilidae. Bases 207 to 1109 code for a protein of 300 amino acids. The transcript has a single exon. Gene Ontology annotation, biological process: alpha-tubulin acetylation.